AUGAUUUCCCAAACUGUACAAAAGAACAGCGCCAAUGCUAGCACCAACGAUCGACAUUCACUCCUACGCAGACAUGCUCACGCCUUCUGCCAAGCUCUAUUGUCUCCACCUCCACCAGAGGCCUUGGUAAAAGAGUUCUUCAUUCCAGAAGCGGAUGGGAAGAACCCCACCAUCAGAGAACAUGGCCCAUCGUGGGCCACAGUCCAUCUCCCUUUUCUCGGACGCGACUUUGUCGGUUUCCAUUCAACAAUUGAGUAUUUCGAGCUUCUUGCACGGACUCUGAAAAUGCACCUGGACAAGGACAGCUUCCCCGGCGAGGACGGCUUCGUGGUGGAUACAAACGCCAACCGGGUGGCCGUGGUGGGCAAAGGAAAGUUCGAGAGCGUCGAAACGGGCAGGAGCUGGGACGAGAAGUUCUCAUACGUCUUGAGCGGCUGGGAUGAGGAGGGCAGGCUAGGAAGAUGGGAUAUCUGGGCCGACCCUCUAAGUGCCUGGGCGGCUGUCUCGGAUCAGGAUAUUAACGGAUGGCACAAGGGCGAGCAUCGGUCUUUGAUGUCUGUAGUUCAGCACAUGAGAGCAUAA
Molecule: messenger RNA, 582 nt
Organism: Pestalotiopsis fici W106-1
Lineage: Eukaryota; Fungi; Ascomycota; Sordariomycetes; Amphisphaeriales; Sporocadaceae
Exons: 1
Coding region: 1-582 (193 amino acids)
Source: RefSeq, a predicted model, not a curated record